Molecule: messenger RNA, 1314 nt
Organism: Cucurbitaria berberidis CBS 394.84
Lineage: Eukaryota; Fungi; Ascomycota; Dothideomycetes; Pleosporales; Cucurbitariaceae
Exons: 3
Coding region: 1-1314 (437 amino acids)
Biological process (GO): protein N-linked glycosylation
Cellular component (GO): Golgi membrane
Molecular function (GO): glycosyltransferase activity
Source: RefSeq, a predicted model, not a curated record
AUGAUUGCGCCUCCUCGACGGUACUGCGUUAUCGCUGUCGUCGUGUUAAUCUUUGUCUUCACAUUUCUUUAUUCCGCCCAGCCCUAUAAUAAGCCGCUAUCUCACAAGAAACAUCCAAAGGUGCCCCAGCAUGCAAAGGUACCGCAUAGGUCUUCGAAACCUACUUUGCGCCGUACGAUUAGAUCGCUCUUUCGCUCGAUAAGGCUUAGUCCAACACAGCCUGAAUACCACGAUGAGAAGGGGAACAUUUUCCCUGGGGCACCUUUCGACAAGGCGACAUGGAAGAAGCCUUUUGGUAAGAGACUGCUCAUUGUCGACAUCGAUACACGUGUACCGACGGGCGACAACCAAAUCUUGAAUCCGGAUAAGAAGAUAAACUGGGAUGACCUCCAGAUGGACGGCGCAGGCUACGUGUCGAACGCCAUUUCCAAUCAUUAUUUAUACGCCAUGAUUCACGGAUACGAUUACAAGUACUAUCAGGCGCUAAGCAUGCCCGAUCACUACGCCACAUGGAUCCGACCGCAUAUAUUCAAAGAGCUUCUGCCAGACUACGACUUUGUCGUUGCUAUGGACGCCGAUGCAGUUGUCUCACACCUCGAGGUUCCUCUUGAAUGGCUGUUCAACCGAUGGAAUAUUACAGAGAACACUUCUAUGGCACUCCCCCACGAUACCCAGCAGUACAGAGACGGCAAAUCUAUGAGCACAGAUAGCUACGGUGUUCCGGUUCUGAACGGAGGAUUCGUCAUCUCCCACAAUAACAACCUCACCUUUGACAUGCUGUCUGCAUGGGGCAAUUGUACGACCGAAACGCGAUAUCCCGGAUGCGGACAGUGGAAGGACAAGUGGAGCCACGAGCAACGCGCCUUCUCCGAAUACAUCCGGUGGGAUCCAGAAUUCAACAAGACUGAGGGCUUCGUUACUGCUAUUCCAUGCGACGACGCCAUGGGCUGGCCAGGUUUCAAGGAACUUGCAGAAGAACGAGGCGAGCAUGGAAUCACCGACUGCAAGGGCAACUUCGUCCGGCAUUACACGAUUGGCAAGGAGUUCGUCAAGCCAGGGGGCAGCCAAAUUGUGAUGCAGGCCUUGACUGAAGUGAUGCAGAAGAACCUCGUCAGCCACCAAGACACACUUAUCGACAAGGAACUGCAGUUUCAUUGGUACAGUGGGAUUUUACAUUGGCCGGGCAAGAAGACUGAGAAGAUCGAUCCUGCAUUGGCCGAGGACGAAGAUUGGGAAGAAGAGGAGGACGAUGAGGCCGAAGAGGUGGAGGAGCCAGAAACAAAGGAAGCGAAGACGAAAGACGAAAGACGAUGA